CGCACAAGACGAUGACACAUGCAAGAGCAAGAUCACAUACUUCCCCCCCUCAGACUCACCGAUGCUGACGCGAGGCCUGUCACCGAAGAAGCUAGGAGAGCCGCUGGAAGUGUCCGUAUUCGGAGAACAUCCAUAUUCAUUUUCGGUGUGUGGAGGAGGCUUGGGGAUGUAAACCUCCAACCAGCACCCUCUUGGUUGCGUGCGUGCGUCUCGUCCGGGUGGCGUUCAGCGCCGCUCCCAGCGUUUUUUUGCCUCCGUUUCCUCUUCACGUUACGUUAGCUCUGCCUCCUUUGCCUGCUGUCCUUUAGUUUCUUCCGGUCUCAACAAGCCAAAGGUCAUGAACAAAUAUCAGAAGGAAACAAAGCACAAGCAAUGGGUUGUUUAUACUACGUAGUGCGUUACCCUUGGGGGGCGGUGUUCUUCCUAAUGAUUCCCAGCGCAGAGCCCCCUCGCGUAGAAGCAAAGAGCUGGUGCACGUAUGAUCACAACAACAGUGCAACUCGAGGUGGUGUGCGCAGAGCCACAUCCCAACGAAGGCAACGAUGGAGUAUCUAGCCGGCAGAAAAGUGGAGGUAGUGGUCGUGGGAUCGGUCGCAAUGCUGGCCUGGGUUGCCCUGAGCUACUACUGGUGGUGGCGAUCAUCGGAAGCGGCUCGCGUCAAGAACUUCGUACGAUCUCACGCCAGCAGCGACCGCAGCCUGCCGUCACCGAUGCCCGCGCUCCCACGGUGGUGCGGCUUUAUCGGAGGCCACACGCUGGUCUUUCGGCGAGGAGAGAGCAUGUCGCAGCUGGAGGGGUGGGCGAAGGAGUUCGGAGGCGACUACGAGUUGUACGUGGCGGGCAACAAGGUUACCGUCGUAACGGGCCUCUCCGACAUCAGGCGGAUCUUGACCCUCCGACCGUCGAGGUUCAAGCGGGGUAUCGUGGUGAACCAGACCAAAUGGGCCGCUGAACAGGUCGGGGUGCAGAGCAGCCUGUUCUUCGAGGAGGGGAAGACCUGGGGUCGCUCCCGGCGGCUGAUCUCGCCCAACCUCAACGGACACAACGUCGCGGCCAUGCUGCCCAUCAUCGCCAAGGUCGGCGAGCGCUUCUGCGGCAAGCUGGGGGACAAGGCCGACGCCGGAGAGGUGGUGACGUCCAGGGACAGCUUCGCCCGCUUCACGCACGACAUCGUCGCGCUGGCCGUCUUCGGCGUGGACGUGGGUGCCAUAACCGCCACUGAGCAGGAGCCUUGCCCUUCCUUCGAUGCCAUCGAGCGCAUCACGUCCGCCUUGAUCGGUCUCAUUGGAAAGCCCGCGGAAAUACUGCAGUGGAAGUACCUUCCCGUGGUGACGUGGGUACGCGAAACGAAGCAACAUUCCCGCCGCCUCGAGAAAGUUAUUCAGGGUGCCGUCAAUGCGGUGAGAGCGGACGCUAAACUAGCCGACGCCAGCCUAGGCGACUCGGCUGCCGAGGGCGAUGUCGGCAUCGGCGGAACUUUGCUUCGGAAAAUCAUCGGGGCAACGAACGGCACCGCAAGCAGCAGCGACCGCAUGCUGUUUAACGAACGAGAGCUCAUGCACCAGGCUAACGGGCUGUUCGUGGCUGCGACCGAGACAACAGCGCUUACCCUGUGCUGGUGCAUGUACUAUCUCACCAAGAAUCCGAAGGCGGCUCUGCGUUGCCGCGCCGAGGCUCUCAAAGUGGCGCCGGAAAGCGAUGGGAUGGUGUCCACGGCAGAGCAGCUAAAGAGGCUCCGUUUCUGCGCCGCGGUGUUCAAGGAAGCGCUGCGCCUGAGGACGCCGGCACCCCGCUUGUCCUUCACCUGCAUGGAGGACUUCACGAUGAAGAGCGGACGGGUGUUGAAGAAAGGGACCGCGGUCCUGACGCUCAACCGGGCGGCUGGAAUCUCGGAAGACUUUUUUACGAGGGCGGACGAGUUCGUGCCGGAAAGGUGGAUCAGAUCCGAGCGCGAGAACGCGCUGUCAGAAAAGCCGAGCACGUGGAUCGGGAAAGGCGGCAUCGCUCACGAGGAGGAGGCGUUUUUGUCUAUGGGACAUGGCCCAAGAAUAUGCCCCGGGCAGGAUAUGGCCAAGGCAGAGGGGGCCAUCAUCAUCGCUGCCAUCUGCGCUCGCUUCGACCUCUCGCUCGCACCCGGCCAGGCGGACCCCCCAGAGGAGUUUACUUCCUUCACAUGCGGCCCUAAGGAGUUCGACAUGAUAUUGACCAGGGCGGCGAAGGAAGAGUGACGGUUUCGUUGUUUUUUUUGUUUCGUGGCUUUGAAGAAGCAGGUUGGUUGGCCUGACCUGACCCGAGCCGCCCGCCUUUUAUUGAUAUGAGGGGAGGCACGUGUGCGCUCGUUGCGGUCUGUCUUGUGUUGGAGGAGGCCCUCCCGCGCUCGACUACUACUGUGUCGCGAUCGGUUUUGUUGUUUACACUGCCAUCUCUAUCUGUGGGUGUGUCCGGCGCGUACACAGCGUGAUGGCCUCAAAACUCAGGGAAAAAGAAUAGGAUUUUUGUACGACGGGGAUUACCUCCGUAUGCGGCACAGACAGGAGUUGUUGCGUUGUAUCACAGCUGUGUUUGCUAGAUACGUGGGGAGUGUGUUUGGGUGUUGGAAGCUUCGAUAUCUUGUUUGUUCUUCUCCUGUGCCCGCGUCCGUGUUCGUGUUACUUUUUGUGUUGUCGUGGUACGCACAGCAACUUUUUUUUAUCAUGGAUGCUGUUCGAGCCGGGGUCUGCAUGCAUACAUGUAUGCACAUCAUUACGUACUUUAUGGGUGUGGUGGGUAGCAGUGCGCUGGCUCCAUAGGGUUGAAAUGCGCUGGGAUGGGAUUAUUCAUUGAUCGACAGCUGGCGGUCGUUGGUACAUUUUUGUCAUAUCAAGAAUUUUGUCAAGCCCCUGGGAGGUACAUUUUUGUCGCAUCAAGAUUUUUGUCAAGUCCCUUGGAGUACUGUUCCAUCCUAGAGUCGCGGGUGGUGCUGUGGUACAUAGCUGCUUUGUAAAGGUUGUGCGUGUGCGUAGCCAGCCUCUGAUCUUGUUCUGAAAAGCGCUACUGUAAGUUUGUACGUACAGUGUGGGGAGAGAAGGCGGGUGGUUUGACGUCAGCCGAGGUCCGAGGACAUGAUGGAGAUCUCGUUUUGGGUAUCAGAGUUCUGUCCUUAGCAUUCAUCACGGAUUUUGGUAAGUAGCGACCCUUCCUUGUUUUCGUUUCAUUUCGCUCACGUACUGUUUGUCGUUGGUUUUUGGGGGUGGGUCUGAAGUGAAGCGGUGAUUGUUUUUUUGGUUGUUCGAAACCGAGGAUGGAUGAGAUAUGUAUGCGUAGUCUACAUAUCAUGCGUUGUGUUGGAUGUAGUGUCUGCUGCUGUUUAUUGCGGCGGUUUCCGGUCCGUUUUUUCUGCUGGCGAGAGUGGCUUGUUGCAUGUCCACGGGAAAAGGGAGGAAAAGAGGGCAACAUCACGAAUCACGCAGCAGCAGCAGUGAUGAUGGGAUGAACAAGUUGUUGAAGAAUGUGUCUACUGUUGUUGUCUCUGGCACGUUUCGUAAUGUAGGCAGGUGCAGUGCACGCACCCGUUGUUGCCUACAGUCAUCUGCCAAGCAGCGUGGAAAUAAUAAAAAUAAGUGAUCUCAAUGAGCUUUGAAAGGCUGUGGCAACUCAAGAGGAAACGCUGCUGACUUCGUUAUUCAAAAUUGAAAUUCCGGUGUACCCCAUUUGGUCUUCAGUGCUCAGAUACAGCAGUUGCCUUCGUCUCAAAGACAAACC
This is a messenger RNA of Ectocarpus sp. CCAP 1310/34, 3741 nucleotides long. Lineage: Eukaryota; Phaeophyceae; Ectocarpales; Ectocarpaceae. The record is from the annotation of a GenBank genome assembly.